GUUUAAUUGUGUUGCAGUGGUUGCUUUGGAGUUAGGAAUGGCAAGUGAGCAUCUUGAUAACGACGAAUUCAUCGAGAAGUUUCACAUCCCGAGCUCGUUACUUGAGCAAGACACCGAGGUCCAAUGUCUGCCUUCCAAGCCCGAACACCCUGUUCUCGUGUUUAUCAACUCGAGAAGUGGUGGUCAGCUCGGAGGGGAGCUUCUCGUCACGUAUAGGUCCAUACUAAACGAAAAGCAGGUUAUCGAUUUAGGAGAAGAAGCUCCGGAUUCUGUACUUCGCAAGGUCUUUAUCAAUAUAGAAAGGCUGAAGGCUCGGGGCGAUGAAAGUGCUUCCGAAUUUGAGAUGAAUUUGAAGCUAAUUGUUGCCGGUGGAGAUGGUACGGCUGGAUGGCUUCUUGGGGUGGUUUCCGAUCUCAGGUUAUCUCAGCCGCCACCAAUCGCUACUGUUCCUUUAGGAACAGGAAACAAUCUGCCAUUUGCAUUUGGUUGGGGUAAGAAAAACCCGGGAACUGAUCGGAUUUCUGUGCUUUCGUUCAUGGAUCAAGUACGAAAAGCAAAAGAAAUGAAAAUCGACAGUUGGCACAUUCUGAUGCGAAUGAAAGCAAAACAAGCUUGUGAUCCGGUUGCUCCUCUCGAAUUGCCACACUCGUUGCAUGCAUUUCAUCGGGUUUCCUCGACAGAUGAUCUUAAUGUGGAAGGUUCUGAUACGUUUCGCGGAGGGUUGUGGAACUAUUUCAGCAUGGGCAUGGAUGCCCAGGUUUCUUACGCGUUCCACACCGAACGCAAGCUGAAUCCAGAAAAAUUCAAAAACCAGCUUGUUAAUCAGAGUACAUACGCGAAGCUCGGAUGCUCACAAGGAUGGUUUUUGCCUUCUCAUUUCAGUGGCGCUGCAAGCAUUUCUCAACUUUGUAAUGUUAAGAUCAUGAAAAAGCACACUACUGGUUGUUGGCAAGACCUGGAAAUCCCUAACAGCGUCAGAUCAAUCGUGUGCCUUAACUUGCCCAGCUUCUCCGGGGGACUAAAUCCGUGGGGAACACCGAGUAGCUAUAAACGUCGUGAUAGAGACUUAACCGCGCCUUACGUGGACGAUGGCCUACUCGAGAUCGUUGGCUUCAGAAACGCUUGGCACGGGCUUGUUCUACUCGCUCCAAACGGACACGGGACGCGUCUUGCACAGGCGCAACGUAUCAGAUUCGAGUUUCGUAAAGGGUCGGCUCAAGAAACGUACAUGAGGGUCGAUGGAGAGCCGUGGAAGCAGCCCCUCCCGGAGAACGAUGAGACAGUCGUGAUAGAAAUCUCUCAUCUUGGGCAAGUGAAGAUGCUUGCCACCCUUGAUUGUAGAGCCAAGAGCUCUCUCGACCCCUCGUCUCCCAUGGCGCACGACGUCGAUGAGAAGGACAGCGACGAGGAGGAUAAGGAGGUUGGAGAGGAAUGGAGGAAGUUUGGUGCAGCAGACACUUUCAGAAUUCCAGAUGAGGUUGAUUUAUCCCAUCUCAGUUGAUACUAUAAUUAAACUUUUUCUACAGCUGAUUAAUUUGGUAUUUGAGGCUCAAGAUUAGUUGGUUCUUCCAAAGAGAAAAUUAAGUUCAAGAUUAGUAAAUACAGAGACAGUUUGGUUGGUUAGA
This is a messenger RNA of Salvia splendens (bonfire salvia), 1625 nucleotides long. RefSeq names its product diacylglycerol kinase 5. Gene Ontology annotation, molecular function: ATP-dependent diacylglycerol kinase activity. Bases 38 to 1501 code for a protein of 487 amino acids. Lineage: Eukaryota; Viridiplantae; Streptophyta; Magnoliopsida; Lamiales; Lamiaceae. Gene Ontology annotation, cellular component: membrane. Gene Ontology annotation, biological process: phospholipase C-activating G protein-coupled receptor signaling pathway. The transcript has 12 exons. The record is from RefSeq and is a predicted model, not a curated record.